This is a messenger RNA of Pararge aegeria (speckled wood butterfly), 1897 nucleotides long. Its product is annotated as ras-related protein Rab-24-like. The transcript has 5 exons. The coding region runs from base 188 to 802 and encodes 204 amino acids. The record is from RefSeq and is a predicted model, not a curated record. Gene Ontology annotation, molecular function: GTP binding; GTPase activity. NCBI's taxonomy places the organism in Eukaryota, Metazoa, Arthropoda, Insecta, Lepidoptera, Nymphalidae.
GAGGAGCGAGGAUAGAGGGAAGAAUACAAAACAUUUUUGGAAAACAUGUGAUUUGUAAUGCUAUUACUUUGUUAUUAAAUUAACAAUCGGUAAUACAUAUUUAAAUAACUAAAGAAAAGUGCAUCUUAUUAAUAUUUAUUAUUUGUAUAAAAUAAGUAUGUUUACAAAGUUUUAAGCUUUAACAAAGAUGAGUCGAUGUGAUUUUAAAAUCGUUCUCUUAGGCAGUGAACAUGUCGGUAAAACCAGCUUGGUUCUGCGAUUUGUUAACUGCAGAUUUAAUUCUGGCACUCCCUACCAAAACACAAUCGGAGCAGCAUUCUGCGCCAAGCAAAUGCAGUCAAAUGGCAAAGACUUCAAUGUUGGCAUAUGGGAUACAGCCGGCAGUGAAAGAUACGAAGCGAUGACCAGAAUGUACUAUCGGGGGGCUCACGCAGCUAUCAUCUGUUACGAGGCCUGCUCCCAGGCCUCUUGGACCCGCUUGAGGCAUUGGCUGCUGGAGCUGAGGACUGUUGAAGAAGACUGCAAAGUCUACCUAUGUGGCACUAAAAAAGACCUUCUCGACAGUGGUUCGGUGCAGCGGGAGGUACCGGAGGAUAUCGUGGCCACGUACUCCCAGGGUUUAAGAGGCCACUUUCUAACUUCCAGUAAAACAGGCGAAAAUAUUGAUGAACUCUUCCAAAAGAUCGUCGACGACUGCGCGGCGGAUCUCAGGGUGAUGAAGAACGUGGAAGAGGCGAGGGUUCAGCUGGAGAAAGAGGACGCAGCGUACAGAGCGAAGCGGAAAGACUACUGCUUUUGUUGACACCUAGUAAGCACUUAAUGGAUAACGCGAAUUUAUGCUGUGUUUCUACACCCCGCGGUUUUCAUCCCCAAAAUCCCUAUAUUCACCCCCAAUCAUAAAGUCGCGUAAAAUUACAAAGAGGCACUCAGGGUGAUGAAGAAAGUCGAAGGAGCGAAGGCGUAGCUUUAGAACGAACACGCAGCGUCAAAAUCGAAAUGGAAAUACUACUACUUUGCUGAUAUUAAGAAAUAAACUACUUAAAAGAAAACGCUAACAAAAAAUGCCCAGUUUUGACAUUCCGCGGUUUUCGUCCCCAAAAUCCCUAUCUUCACCCCCAAUCUUAAAGACGCGUAAAAUUACUACAGAGGCACUCAGGGUGAUGAAGAAAGUCAAAGGAGCGAAGGCGUAGCUUUAGAACGAACACGCAGCGUCAAAAGCGAAAUGGAAAUACUACUGCUUUGCUGAUAUUAAGAAAUAAACUACUUAAAAGAUAACGCUAACAAAAUAUGCCCAGUUUUGACACUCCGCGGUUUUCAUCCCCAAAAUCCCUAUCUUCACCCCCAAUCAUAAAGACGCGUAUAAUUACUAUAGAGGCACUCAGGGUGAUGAAGAAAGUCGAAGGAGCGAAGGUGUAGCUUAAGAAAGAAGACUCAGCGUCAAAAGCGAAAUGCAAAUACUACUGCUUUCCUGAUAUCGAGUAAUAAACCACUUCGUAGAAAAUGCUAACAAAAUAUGCCGAGUUUUGACACCCCGCGGUUUUCAUCCCCAAAAUCCCUAUAUUCACCCCCAAUCAUAAAAACUCGUACAAUUACUGAAGAGGCCCUCAGGGUGUAGAAGAAAGUAGAAGAGGUAAAGGUGCAGCCAGAGAAAGAAGACGUAGCAUACAGAACUAAACGCAAAUACUACUGUAUUACUUUGAAACCGGAGCAUCCUCAGGAGAUGUUGACUUUACAACGAAUAAUUGUUAAGAUCGCAGAUAAAAAAAUCAAAAUUGAUUGAAUUGUUAGAUUGUUAAGAUUAAAAAGACUGCUUGGAUGGUAAAACAAGAGGAGAAAAAAUUGUUUAAGAGUAACAAUUUCUCUAAUGUUCUCAAAAGUGUGUGGAGUUCACCAAUCU